UGACGGUGAUGGGGCAGUUUUCUGAGAGGAGGCGACAGCUUUCUGAGAGGAGGGGACAGUAACUGACGGUGAGGGGGCAGUAACUAUUAUCGAGCGGGGCUGAGAUGUGGAUCCAGCCGGAGGAGGUGCUCCUGGCGGGGGCGCUGUGGGUCUCGGAGCGGGCGAACCCAUUCUUCGUCUUGCAGAGGAGGAGGGGUCACGGCCGAGGAGGGGGUCUGUCCGGUCUCCUGGUUGGGACUCUAGAUGUGGUCCUGGACUCCAGUGCCAGAGUGGCUCCAUACAGGAUCCUUCUGCAGACUUCGGACUCUCAGAUCUACUGGAACGUAGCCUGUGGCUCUUCCAGGAAGGAGAUCACAGAGCACUGGGAUUGGCUGGAGACCAACCUGCUGCAGACGGUCGCCAUCUUUGACAACGAUGAAGACGUCACCACCUUUGUCAAAGGGAAGAUCUGUGGCAUCAUAGCGGAGGAGAAACGUCUGAAGCAGAGAGAGGAGCCAGAGGAGGACAGUGGGAAGUUCCGGGAGGCGGAGCUAAAGAUGCGGCAGUUGUUCGGGAUGCCUGAAGAAGAGAAGCUGGUCAAUUAUUACUCGUGCAGCUUCUGGAAAGGACGAGUUCCUCGCCAAGGCUGGCUCUACCUGUCCAUCAACCACCUGUGCUUCUACUCCCUCCUGCUGGGCAAAGAGGUGACCUUGGUGGUGCCGUGGACUGAGGUGACCCAGCUGGAGAAGAACGCCACCCUGGUGUUUCCGGAGAGUGUCCGCGUCAGCACACGCCACACAGAACGCUUCUUCUCCAUGUUCCUCAACAUCAACGAAACAUUGGCUCUGAUGGAGCAGCUCGCUAACAUCGCCAUGCGUCAGCUGCUCGACAACGAGGCCUUCGCCGCCGACCACUCGCUGCCCAAACCCUGCAAGACACUCAAGAACGUCUCUGUUCUCAAGAGGGACCUGGAUGCCCGGGCAAAGAACGAGCGCUACCGCACCAUGUUCCGCCUGACACAAGACGAGCGCCUGGACGGUCACACGGACUGCACGCUGUGGGCGCCGUUUGCCAAGACGCACGUGAUCGGUCAGCUUUUCAUCUCCAACAACUACAUCUGUUUUAACAGCAGAGAAGAAGAAGUGUGUCAGCUGAUCAUCCCACUACGAGAGGUGUCAGUCGUAGAGAAGGCCGACAGCAGCAGCGUUCUUCCGUGUCCCGUCUCCAUCAGCACCAAGAACAAGAUGAACUUCCUGUUUUCAAACCUCAAAGACAGAGACUUCCUGGUCCAAAGAAUCUCCGACUUCCUGCAACGCACGCCCGACAGCCCGCUGCCGCCCACUAUGUCCUCUCCUGCAGGACCUGAGUCUGUCCACAGGGGGCGUCAAUACCACAGUGGUCUGCCCACAGCCAGCCAGAGCCUGUUGCAGCUGUACCACGUCACCACCACAGCCACCACAGAGGACCUGGGUCCCAGAGCUAUGAAGGAGAAGAUGAAGGAAGAGGUGUGGAACAUCCAUUUCUCAGAGUUUGGUCGGGGUGUGUGUAUGUACCGAACGUCGAGAACCAGAGAACUGGUCCUCAACGGGAUUCCAGAGAGUCUGAGGGGGGAACUGUGGCUGCUCUUCUCAGGAGCACAGAAUGAGAUGGACUCUCACCCUGGUUACUAUGGCGACCUGGUUGAACGGGCCAUGGGUCAGUGUUCGUUGGCGACAGAGGAAAUAGAACGGGACCUCCAUCGUUCAAUGCCUGAACACCGGGCUUUCCAGAACGAGACGGGCAUCGCUGCUCUGCGCCGUGUCCUCACUGCGUACGCUCACCGCAACCCAGGCAUCGGAUACUGCCAGGCCAUGAACAUCGUCACAUCCGUCCUGCUGCUCUACUGUCCUGAAGAACACGCCUUCUGGCUGUUGGUGGCGCUGUGUGAACGAAUGUUGCCCGACUACUACAACACCAGAGUCGUAGGAGCUCUAGUGGACCAGGGUGUCUUUGAGGACCUGACUCGGCUCUUCUUGCCUGCUCUUCAUGAACACAUGCAGGAUCUUGGUGUGAUCUCCACCAUCAGUCUCUCCUGGUUCCUCACUCUAUUCCUGUCAGUGAUGCCAUUCCACAGCGCCGCCCUGCUGGUAGACUGCUUCUUCUACGAGGGCAUCAAAGUCAUCUUUCAGGUGGCACUGGCUGUUCUCCAUGACAACAUGGACGCUCUGUUGUCCUGCAGUGACGAGGGAGAAGCCAUGACCAUCCUGGGCAGGUACCUGGACCACGUUGUGAACAGACACACAGUGUCUCUGAACAUCCCUCACCUUCAUGCUUUGCUGACGAGUGGAGACGAGCCUCCACCUGAGAUCGACAUCUUGGACCUGAUCAAGUCCUCUUAUGAGAAGUUCGGCAGCCUGCGCUCUGAUGUCAUUGAGCAGAUGAGGUUCAAACAAAGGUUAAAGGUCAUUCAGUCGCUGGAGGACACAGCCAAGAGGAGCGUGGUCAGGGCGAUGAUGACAGAGUCUGCGUUCAGCAUCGAUGAGCUGGAGGAACUCUACUGUCUUUUUAAGUCCAAACACAUGACGAGCUGUUAUUGGGGCUCCAGAAGUUCUGCGGCAGAGCGCCACGACCCGAGUCUUCCGUACCUUGAGCAGUACCGCAUCGACCCGGCUCAGUUCUGCCAGCUCUUCACGGCGCUCACCCCCUGGGUGUGUGGAGGCCACACCCCCUCAUUGUCGGCACGCCUCUUCAGACUCCUGGACCAGAACCGGGAUGGACUGGUCAACUUCAAAGAGUUCAUUACUGGACUCAGUGUGAUGUAUCAUGGAGACAUGACAGAGAAACUCAAACUGUUGUACAAGCUCCACCUACCACCAGCUCUGUGUGCUGAGGAGGCGGAGUCUGCUCUGGAGGCCACGACCUUCUUUACUGAGGAAGAAACACAAGACUCCUCCCUCGUGUCUCACCUGGACUCUGUACGGCAGCAGGAAGUGACAGGUGACGACGGGAAAAAGGAAGCAGGAGAAGGAGAGAAGAAGAGAGAGGUGAAGGACUACAAGUUUUAUCUGAGGAUGUGGACCAAAGAGAAGGAGACCAAGACUGAGACCAUCAAAGACCUGCCCAGGAUCAACCAGGAACAGUUCAUAGAGUUUUGUAAAACUCUGUAUAACCUGUUCAGUGAGGAGGAGGCGGAGCAGCAGCUCUAUCACGCCAUCGCCACGGUGGCCAGUCUCCUGCUGCGCAUCGGCGAGGUCGGCAAGAAGUUCAAUAACGGCACAAACAAACCUGCUGCUGCUCAGGCCCCACCUCCUGUUCAGGCCACGCCCCAUGACUUUGUGGAGGGGGCAUCAGCUGAGUCUCAGGUAUUUCAGGCACUGGCCGACGCCCAGCUUGAGCCCACAGCUCCUCCCAUGCCUGACGAGGACGUCCAAGACGACACGUCGGCAUCGUCGUACUCCGUGGUGAGUUCGGGCUCGCUGCCGUGUGAUGACAUUGGUGAUGACACAGUGCUGGGGUGCAGUGGCGAGCAGAGGCGGGGCAGUGAGCAGAGGCGGGGCAGUGUCCUGGACGUGGAUUGGUCGAUCACCUUUGAGCAGGUGUUGGCAUCGCUGCUGACCGAGCAGCCGCUUGUUCACUACUUUGAAAGGAAAGAGAACAUCCAGAACAAGAUGGCCGCCUGUAAGGCCCAGCGGGCAGUGGAGCGUCAGAUAAGCUCCGCCUCUGACCACGAAGUCUCCCAGCAUUCAAUCUGAGUCACAUUAGCUGAAUCAGAUGAUGACAUCACUGUUGGUGAAGGUUGGUCUGAGGAGCGAGGACGUCGCUGACCUACACAUGGGUGUGGCUAAAAGAAUUGGUCACACCCUUUAAACCAUGUUUGACUGACAAUUUUAACAUUUGUCUGAAUCUUAAGAAGUUUAUGCUUUUUUAAAUCAUAUAUAAAAAUGGACCAGGAAAGAAGAAUCUAUUGACUAGCCACCAGGGGGCGACUCUGCUGGUUGUUUGAAUGGAAGUGUGUUAAAAAGAUGACGAUUUGUAA
Solea senegalensis (Senegalese sole) is the source of this 3994-nucleotide messenger RNA. Its product is annotated as TBC1 domain family member 9B. NCBI's taxonomy places the organism in Eukaryota, Metazoa, Chordata, Actinopteri, Pleuronectiformes, Soleidae. Bases 105 to 3710 code for a protein of 1201 amino acids. Gene Ontology annotation, molecular function: calcium ion binding. The record is from RefSeq and is a predicted model, not a curated record. The transcript is spliced from 23 exons.